AUGAUAUUUUGGCCAUUCAAGGUUAUUCAUGGUGCUGAUGAUAAGCCUAUAAUUGUAGUAGCCUGCAAAGGGGAGGAGAAAGAGUUUUCGGCUGAGGAGAUCUCCUCAAUGGUGCUCACUAAGAUGAAGGAUAUUGCCGAGGCAUAUCUUGGAUCUACUGUCACGGAUUCUGUGGUAACUGUCCCUGCAUACUUCAAUGACUCUCAGCGUCAGGCCACUAAGGAUGCUGGAACCAUUGCCGGACUGAAUGGUAUGAGGAUCAUCAAUGAGCCAACGCCUGCAGCCAUUGCAUACGGACUGGAUAAAGGGGGUGAUGUGGCGAAGAAUGUGCUGAUUUUCGACCUUGGUGGUGGCUACUGA
Molecule: messenger RNA, 360 nt
Organism: Salvia hispanica
Lineage: Eukaryota; Viridiplantae; Streptophyta; Magnoliopsida; Lamiales; Lamiaceae
Source: RefSeq, a predicted model, not a curated record